Messenger RNA from Gloeophyllum trabeum ATCC 11539, 510 nucleotides. RefSeq lists its product as uncharacterized. NCBI's taxonomy places the organism in Eukaryota, Fungi, Basidiomycota, Agaricomycetes, Gloeophyllales, Gloeophyllaceae. The transcript has 2 exons. Bases 1 to 510 code for a protein of 169 amino acids. The record is from RefSeq and is a predicted model, not a curated record.
AUGGAAAUGGAAUCCUACCAAGCGAUCCUCAUACCCAGUGACGGGCGACCUCCUUCGCUAGUCCCCCUCGCAACUAGUCCUGUCGCCAUAACAGACCCGUUCUCCGUACAAGUGACGCAGACGAGUCGGAUGCCUCACCCUGAGGUCUACAUGGACUACAUUGCCGAGUCCCUCGGAUCGCGGGCGUGGCAAUACCAUCUCGUCGAAGCGCUUGAUGGGAUGAACAAGAAGUUCGACACGCCCUACAUCAUCUUCUACCCUGUGAUAUCCCGAGAUGGGAUGCCCUUCCCAGUUAACAAGUGUGUUCGGGAAAUACAGGGAAGACUAUUCCGAGAAGACGCUGCAUGGCGAGGUAACCUCGUCGUCGCUAAAUACGCCGAGAGCUCCUUCACGAGCAUGAUGAAUGCUUCUAUGGCCGAUUUCCCCCUAAUCAAGAACUACCUAAUGCAGCACAAGUCGCCUUUGACUCCCGUAAGUCCUGCGGGUGUCGGAACCUCACGCGCAUGCUGA